AUUUAUGAACAGUUAAACACAAAGGCCAUAUCCGCCGGCAUGUCGGUAGGGUUUGGGUUUUGGUUCCCGCCAUAAAAUAUCAGUUGUAAAAGAGAGAGAAGAAAAAAAAGAAAACGCCGUCGGAGACGCUCUACAAAACUUCAAGUCCUCAACCAUCCUCGAUUUAAUUCCAUGUUAAGCCCUCAACUUAAACUGCCAAUCUUGGCAUGAAUUAUCAUAGCACCAGAAUCCAACCCACAGAGGAUUUGCUUGAAGUUGCCACGUUUUACGCGAACAUACGUGUAUGCUACCAUCACAUUGAAUUUGUAAUAUAUCUGAGGACACUGUGUGGAGAGAGGAGAGACAGAAAGAGGAUCCGUGUUUGUGGUUUGCCUGGAAUACUGGGGACAUGCUAGGCCCACUUGCAUUUUCAGAGCUUUGAAUAGUAGCAAAAUGUCAUAGCAUGUUGGAGGAAGUUGUUGACAAUUCAUGAUGCAUAACAUAAAGAAUCCUCCAUGUGGGUAUAGUUCUGGGACUCCAAGAACGUCUUUGCUAAAAGAAUCUUGUGGAAGAGAUGAAACGGACAUUAACUUUCAAAUCCACAGUAUGGAAAAAGAGGCAUACUGUUCUGUUUUGAGGGCUUUCAUCGCUCAGUCUGAUCUCCUUUCCUGGGGUAAGGAGGGGCUCAUUACUGAGUUGCGGAAGGAACUUAAUGUUACGGAUAUUGAACAUGGUCAACUGCUUGUGAAAAUUAAUUCAGAUGAGGCAAUAAAAAGAAUAAGGGAAUGGCAGAAAGGUGCUCAUGAAUCACUUUCUGCCAAAGUGGAUUCUCCUGGCCUUGUUACUACUCCAGUGGACCAUAGUCCACAAAAAAAGAGGAGGCCUUCUCAUCCUCCUCUUGCAAAAUCUCAGAAAUAUGUUCUACAUGAUCAACCUUCUUCAUCAACUAUACCCUCUCUGCCACCAGCAUACUUCAAGGACAAGCAACAUGUUGAGUUCAACAAUCAUUCUGUGAAGGUAGUAAAUCACAAUGUACCCCACGGUAACAAAGGAGGAUUAGCACAGUCUCGUUUCAAAAGGGAUAUUCAUGUACCUGAUUCUGGUAAAUUCAAGAAUCAUCCUGAUUUCAUUCAGAUUCGUGCAACAGAUACGGUUAUUCAUGAGGUUGAGAUGAUGGCCUAUGGCUAUGGCAGAAAAAACCCUGACCCCAUUCAACUUGAGAAGGCAAAGUUGAUUCUGAGAGAGCAUGAAAGAGCUAUCCUUGACGUACUGAAUAAACUCUCUGAUGCGUCAGAUGAUGAAUGUUUGACAGCCAGUGACUUCCUCGGCUACAAGGUGGAAGGUUUUUAUUAGACACAUUCUGCCAGGGUGAAUGCCGAUAGGCAAGCUGAUGAGCAGACUCGUUGACUGGGGCUGGGGCUGGUUCUGGUUAUUCAACCAUAUGUGAAGUCAUUGUAGAUACUUAGUAUAUGAUGACAGUAGAUGACAUUUCAAUCCUGUACACAGUUGAAGACAAUCUAGACAUAGAAAUGGUAGAUAUAGGCCUGCCCAUUUUUUCAUUCAUCGGGGUAAUCUUUUGUUUAAUAUGGCAUUUGCUCUACCCUUCUGGGGCCUUGAUCGAAUACAUGUAUGGCUUAUUUUGUGGUUAA
Molecule: messenger RNA, 1628 nt
Organism: Jatropha curcas
Lineage: Eukaryota; Viridiplantae; Streptophyta; Magnoliopsida; Malpighiales; Euphorbiaceae
Product: protein EMSY-LIKE 1
Biological process (GO): defense response to fungus
Source: RefSeq, a predicted model, not a curated record